AUGGAGGCCCUGCAGAGACAGCAGGCAGCCCGACUGGCCCAGGGGGUGGGGCCUUUGGCACCUCCACGCCCACCACCACCACCGCCGCGGCCUUCCUUUCCUGGAUCCCGGACCCUGCAGGCCCCUGACAGGGGGUUUGGGGAGGUUGGAGCUGAGGAAGAGGAGGAUGCCCAAGAGGAUGAGGAAGGAGAGGAAAUUGGUGCAGAAGACGAGGCAGCCGAGGAGAGCCACCCAGGGACCCGGGGCACCAGCUCACCUUCCAGCCAGCUCCCUGGACCUCAUCCCCAUGAGUGGACCUAUGAGGAGCAGUUCAAGCAGCUGUACGAGCUCGAUGCAGACCCCAAGAGGAAAGAAUUUCUGGAUGACCUGUUUAGCUUCAUGCAGAAGAGGGGGACGCCAGUGAACCGUGUGCCCAUCAUGGCGAAGCAGGUGCUGGACCUGUACGCGCUGUUUCGCCUGGUGACGGCCAAGGGCGGUCUGGUGGAAGUCAUCAACCGCAAGGUGUGGCGGGAGGUCACGCGCGGCCUCAGCUUGCCCACCACCAUCACGUCGGCCGCCUUCACUCUACGCACCCAGUACAUGAAGUAUCUGUACCCGUACGAGUGCGAGACGCGGGCGCUCAGCUCCCCGGGGGAGCUCCAGGCCGCCAUCGACAGCAACCGGCGGGAAGGCCGUCGUCAAGCUUACACCAACGCCCCACUCUUCAGCUUGGCGGGGCAGCCCCCUCGGGCCACUCUUGGCCUCGCCUCGGGUCCCGGGACCGCCCCUCCCGCGCCCACGCCCGGCCCCCGCACUGCUCAGGGCUCCGCCUCCGGCCUGCCGGCGCACGCCUGCGCGCAGCUGAGCCCGAGCCCCAUUAAGAAAGAGGAGAGCGGAAUUCCAACCCCUCGACUGGCACUGCCUGUGGGCCUAGCCUUUGGACCUGCGCGUGAGAAGUUGGCACCAGAGGAGCCCCCAGAGAAGAGGGCUGUACUGAUGGGGCCCAUGGACCCACCUCGACACGGCGCACCCCCCAGUUUCCUGCCCCGUGGCAAGGUUCCCCUGAGGGAAGAGCAGUUGGAUGGGCCUCUCAAUCUGGCAGGCAGUGGUAUCAGCAGUAUCAACAUGGCCCUAGAGAUCAACGGGGUGGUCUACACUGGCGUCCUCUUUGCCCGUCGCCAGCCUGUGCCAGCUUCCCAGGGCCCAGCCAACCCUGCACCCCCACCCCUGACAGGACCCCCUUCCAGCGCCUCACCCUGA
Balaenoptera musculus (blue whale) is the source of this 1239-nucleotide messenger RNA. It is a transcript of the gene ARID3C, whose product is annotated as AT-rich interaction domain 3C. Gene Ontology annotation, molecular function: DNA binding. The record is from RefSeq and is a predicted model, not a curated record. Gene Ontology annotation, biological process: regulation of transcription by RNA polymerase II. The transcript is spliced from 7 exons. NCBI's taxonomy places the organism in Eukaryota, Metazoa, Chordata, Mammalia, Artiodactyla, Balaenopteridae. Bases 1 to 1239 code for a protein of 412 amino acids. Gene Ontology annotation, cellular component: nucleus.